Mercenaria mercenaria is the source of this 4179-nucleotide messenger RNA. RefSeq names its product REST corepressor 1-like. Gene Ontology annotation, cellular component: histone deacetylase complex; transcription regulator complex. The record is from RefSeq and is a predicted model, not a curated record. Gene Ontology annotation, biological process: regulation of transcription by RNA polymerase II; negative regulation of DNA-templated transcription. The coding region runs from base 86 to 1567 and encodes 493 amino acids. The transcript has 13 exons. Gene Ontology annotation, molecular function: transcription corepressor activity. Lineage: Eukaryota; Metazoa; Mollusca; Bivalvia; Venerida; Veneridae.
GACCUAGUUAUUCGGCACUACGGUGUUUACCACUGGUUACGCACGAAAGUAAACUGCAAGACUUUGUGUGUUACAAAUCGAAAGCAUGGUCAUGGCUGAUAGAUACGUCGAAGAUAUUCGAAAUGGAAGAAGAUUUCGUGGUCCGAGUCCUGCUAAUGGAUUUUCGGAAGAUAGUAGCGACGAGGAAGAACGAGGAGGCGGUGGAAUGCGCGUUGGAAAUGACUUUCAAGUGAAAGUUCCAGCCUUUGACCCAGAUGCAAAACCAGAGAACAAAGCUGAUGCAAUUUUGGUUUGGGCCCCAUGUCCAGAUUUGAAAGAUGCUAAAAUUGAUGAAUAUUUACAGAUUGCAAAGGAAAAACAUGGUUACAAUAUGGAACAGGCACUGGGAAUGUUAUUUUGGCACAAACACAAUGUUGAAAAAGCUCUGGCUGACCUUCCAAACUUCACACCAUUCCCAGAUGAGUGGACAGUAGAAGAUAAAGUUCUGUUUGAACAAGCAUUCAGUUUCCAUGGCAAAAGUUUUCACAGAAUCAGGCAAAUGUUGCCUGAUAAAUCUAUAGCUUCUCUGGUCAAGUAUUACUAUUCUUGGAAGAAAACACGAUCUAGAACAAGUCUGAUGGACAGACAGGCCAAGAAGUUCACAAUGAAAGGAGAUGGUGAUAAAUUAGAUGAAGAUUCAGAGAAUGGCAGCAAGAAUAAUUCAGAUACAGAGGAAAAUAAAGAAGAAGCUAAAGAUGACAACAGUUGUUCAAACUGUGGUGUAAUGUCCUCACAACUAAACCCUACCCCUAAGGGAUCUAUGUGCUCAUCUUGUUACCAGUAUUGGAGAAGAACAGGAGUUAUGAGAAGUGUUGGACCAAAGAGACAUGAGCAUGGCCAGCAUCGUCACAAUCCAAUGCGUCACAAAAGGAAGCCACCAAGGGGCAUGUACCUGAGUAAUGAUGAUCUCAAGUCCAUGGUGUCUGGACCACCAGGCCAGGCAGAAGCAAUACUUAAAUCAUUGGAUACAGAGUUAGUUUCAGCUAAAAGACAGGUACAAAACAACAAACAGAUGUUAGGACUACUGAAACAUAAACUGGCAGGGGGCUCAGACAUGUUUAAAAUGAAUGAUUCUGGAAACAAGAUCAACUCAAAAUGGACAAAUGAGGAACUUCUUUUGGCUGUACAAGGUGUGCGGAAAUAUGGAAAAGAUUUCAGUGCAAUUGCUGAAGUAAUUGGUACAAAAACAGAGGCACAUGUACGAAGUUUCUUUGUAAAUUUCCGUCGUAGAUACAACCUUGAUGAAGUACUAGCCGAGUAUGAAACUGAACAUGGACUUGAGUCUUCUAAAGGGAAAAAUGACAAUGAUGUUGAAGUGAUGGAGAUAGACCCAAAGGAUGUAGAGCCAAUAAAGACAGCAUCUCCAACCCCUGCAAGUGUCCCACCACCAUUACUUAAACAACCUCAAGCAGAAUCUCCACAGAAAACACAACAGAGACUUUUACCUCAGCAGAACCAGCGAACAAUUUUACAGCAGCCGCCACCUCUGAUCAAGCCCAACACGAACAAAACAACACCUGCCUCUUGAUUUCCCACAUCUCAUCAAACCUACCAGUAACCAUGCCAACCAAACAUGUCACCAUGACAUUGUGCUGCUGAUCUGUGUUUAUAUGUCCUGUAUUUGUACUUUUCUUAAAGUUGUUUUUCAAUUUGAACAGGGAUUGUGACUUGAAUAAGGAAUAUAGGAUAGAAACGUAAGGCAUAUGCUUAAAAAAACCUGGCUCCUGGAUUAUAAAAAAGUUUGAUGACCAGUUUUCGAAUGUUACCUUGCCAUUGUUCCAUUUCAGGAUGUUGCACAGUAAAAAACAAAUCAGAUGUUAGUAGUUCAAAGCAUUGUUUUAUAUCCAGAAACCCACCAGGCUAGUAGAGGUGACUGGAGCUUUUUCCUUUCUUACUUCCUUUCUUACUUCAGUUUAUUUCUUUUUAAUGCUCUUUUUUGUUUGGUUGUCUAAAAGUGCAAGAUGACAAUAAUUAUUCUUGUUCAUAGUUAUGAACUGUUUUCUUUGGGUGGAGGGGAGGCAUGUUUUUGGCCUGGUUGUCCAUCCACAUUACCACAUUGGAAGAAUUUUCAUUAUUUUCCACAAAUAAGAAUAUGCCAAACAUAAAUUUCAGUCAUGUCAGAUCAGCGUUAAGGUUCAACAUUGAAGGGAAUAUUUGGUCCAUUCUGUCUUUUAAAUCUUUAUUCUCUAGAAGCAUUUUCAAACAACUUGACACAACUGUAAAUCACUAACAGUAAUAUGCAAGAAAAAAAACUGGGUCAUGUUGGGUCAAGAUUGAAUGAUGAGAUCAAAGGUCAAAUAGGGAUUAUUUUGAAUCCACUUUGUUUAGUGGAAUUUUAAUUCAGCAUUUUUAUUUGUCUGUCUUGGGAACAAGUGUCAAUGUGCUCAACCAAACCACUUUCUUACUUUGUCUGUGGUUAAAACAUGAGUUUAAAGGGGUUUCCUAAUCUGGUUUAUGUAAGUUGGUUAAGCAAAACCAUGAAACUUUGGCAUAUACAAUAUCAAAAAAUAUGCAUUUUAAUAAAAUGAGAAAUUAUUUUCUUGUCCACUGUUUUACCUGUAUUUCCCAUUUUGGGCUGAUAUGCAUGUUUUUUUUUAUUGUUUUUUUUUUCAAAAUCAACCUUGUUGAGGUGACUCUACUUAGACUUCAUUUUAAUAUGUUAACAUUGUUUCCCUCUCCUGUAUUAAGUUUUGUACCAGGCUUAGGUUUGUGGACAAAUGCAAUCAUUGAACAUUUUCUAAUUUUGAAUUACUUUUCUGUCAUAAGUUUUCACUUGUGGCUUUUGUUAAAAUUUGUGACCGUAUUUGUUGAUGUUUUAAGAAUUGUUUGUUUCAUCUUCUAUAAUAAUUUAUUUUCAUAAUUUGUUAAUAUCAUUUUAUCAUUAUUACAUAACAUCAAAGAGAUUGUGUAACAUAGUGAGAAAGUCUCUUCAUUAAGGAAUUUUGAAAGCUCCAUUUACAUCAGAGUCUGGUCUUCUUACUAAAGGGACUGGCUGGUUAGCUGAUUGCCAACCUGCCUGAUGCCUGCCAACAAAAAAGUAGGAAUCUGGAAGUAAUGCUGUUCAACGUCAGAUUUUCUGUAUGUAUCUCAUAAAUAUAACGUGGCCGACUGGUUUCAGUUGGGGGUAACACUAUAAUAAACAGACUUGGGAAUGAACAUUGUCUUCAACUGAAGGCGAAAAAAAGAAGUAUUUUUAAAAUGGCUGAAUAUUGUACAAGUACCGAUUAAUAGUUGUAGCAGUUGCCCACAGGUCAUGUGUCGCAAUCUUGCUUUAUAUUGUAGUUUAUUUACGACUUUACAGUGACAGCAAGUAGAAAUUGUGUGAAGCAUUUUCUCAGAGAAAAAUGAUAUUUUUCUGAUCAUUGAUACAUGCUAAAACACCAUAAUGUAUGGGUUUCAGGAUGCUUUAUUUUGAUACAUGUUUUGUUCGACAGUAGGAAAAUUACUCCGCACAGGUAUUUAUGCCUUCAUUGUAGAGAAUAAAGUGCUUUUUUGCAGUGCCAUACAGUGAUGGAAUACCAUUACUAUUGCUUUUUGAAGAAAAAAUACCAUAUUAAGUUUUAUUCGAAAUAUAAAGCAGUUUUUAAGACGAUUUGUAUUUAAUUGAACAUUCCAGUACAGGAUGUAAUCGCUUAAUUGUCUCUGUUCUGCUAAUUAAACAUUUUUCUUUUUCCUUUUGUUCAAGCUGUUGGGUAUUUUAUGUUAUUGUUUGAAAAAUUUAUAUGUACAUAUUCUUAUUUAUAAUUGGGUUUAUUAGGUGAAUUUUAUCUUGAAAAUAUGCCGAGUUGUGAGUGACAACUGCAGUUAGGAUUUUAAGGGUUAUAACAUCAUAGGAGCUCAAAUAAUUUCCUUGUCAAUGUUUACUUUUGGAAUGUCUUUCGAAGAACACAAUGGCUUGUUUUAAGAUUGUUUAAAAUCAUUUAAAAUGUUGCACUGUUCACUGGACUUUUCUGUCAUUUCUGUGGCAUUAGUUCAUUGUUUCAUAGUCGUUUGAAUGUGUUUUGGGUCAAGAUUAUUUAUGUCUUAAGAAUUGUCUCGAUGUAAUAAAUUAUGUAUAUUUUGUAAUUUUGUAUAGUGUAGAACUAAGAGAAGAGUUGUCCUUGUAUGUAUAUAUGUACAAUAAUAAAUGUGCAAUCUGUG